Argiope bruennichi is the source of this 1856-nucleotide messenger RNA. Its product is annotated as ras-related protein Rab-7L1-like. The record is from RefSeq and is a predicted model, not a curated record. Gene Ontology annotation, biological process: vesicle-mediated transport. Gene Ontology annotation, cellular component: Golgi apparatus; trans-Golgi network; vesicle. Bases 869 to 1762 code for a protein of 297 amino acids. The transcript is spliced from 6 exons. Gene Ontology annotation, molecular function: GTPase activity; GTP binding. Lineage: Eukaryota; Metazoa; Arthropoda; Arachnida; Araneae; Araneidae.
GAGAGUCUGGAUUGACCAGAAAGCAUUUCAAGUGAAAGGUAUUCAUUUUCCGAGGAAGAAGAAUCCCCAGAAUAACGGAACAGCGACUCUUCACCAAGUUUCUGGGAAUAAUUCGGAUUAUUUUGCUGGUUUGGCUUUUUGUGGAAUGUCCAUAUUGUUCCAGUGUUCGGCUACAUAAAAUGAAACAUGACUUUUCCAAUAUCUGAUGUUUUUGAGACGAUAAAAUUUGAAGGAUGCACUAACUAGUGAUAAUUUGGUCACCGAUGAUAAAUCCUCAGGUCAAAUUAUUUCUUUGAUUGGUUUCUUCUUUGAUAAGUGGAUAAAAUCUUUCGGACAGACGCUCAGAGUCUGCAACAAUAAAUAAUUGGCAAACAAUUCGGUAUUUUUGAACUUUAUCUCUUGGAAAUGAGUAACUACAGAUUAAGAAAAGAAACAACAACCAGUUUCAAUAAAUGUUUUUAAGUUAUCUCAAGAUUUGAUAACACUCAAACGAAAUCACCGGCAGAAAGAUUUCGCUCAAAAGAAAUCUUCUGGCAUUAUAAGAUAGAGUGUUGACUUUUAAAUGCAAUUUUUAAUCACAAUUUUUCAAUUGCGAAUUGAUUUUUAAGUGACAUCCUCACACAAACUGGAAGUGGCAAUUUUGGUAUGCAUUAAUUUCUAUUGAUUUCACUGUAAAAAGCGAAGAAAGAUUUCUGACUCCACUUUGACUUGACAGCCAUAUUGAAAAAUAUAUAUAUUACUAUAAAAUUGAAAAAUUAUGCAGAUUGUGUUCUCUUUUCUUAAGGGAAAGGUGUCUAGAAUUUCUGCUUAAAACUGAUAUCUCAUUCUACUUAACUAGAGUUUACGAAAUCCUCACUAAUUAUUGAAAAUGAUGUUGCCUAAUGAAUAUCGAUCUCCGAAGACAGUCAUUAGAUCUGACACUUCUGAUGAUGAGGAAUUACAGGUCAAUAAUUUUACUCCCUCGAGACUGAAUACUUCUAAUAUCCUUCACUCUUCAUAUAUGACUGAACUUGGAAAUGGAGUUUGUGAUUUAGAGAGCUCAGGUGUGUUUGUGGCUGGAUACACUGGACCCAUCCAUAAAUGGGAACAUCCUGGUUUCCAAUUUCUGACUGAAUCAGCUCAAGUGACGACAUCAACUGUUGAAAGAUUAUUUAAAAUCAUCAUUGUUGGAGAUGCUACUGUCGGUAAGACGUCGUUUGUCCAAAGGUAUGUCAACGACAUUUUCCGUAAAGAUUAUAAAGGCACUGUUGGAGUUGAUUUUGCAAUGAAGGUAUUAUGGAAAUCAGAAAAAGAAGUUAUCAAGCUUCAACUGUGGGAUAUUGCAGGUCAGGAAAGAUUUACAUGGAUGACACGAGUCUACUAUCGAGAUGCUCAGGGUUGUAUCGUCAUGUUCGACUUGAAUAAACGAAGUACUUUUGUGAACGCUAUGAAAUGGAAAAAAGAUGUCGACGCAAAGUGCCAGUUGCCUGAUGGCUCUCCUCUUCCAGCUAUUCUUCUUGGAAAUAAAUGCGAUUUAUCAAUUCGAGAUGUAAAUCAAGAUGAAAUCGAAUAUGCUUACAAAAAGGGAAAUUAUAUUGGAUGGACGGAAGUCUCGGCAAAAGAAGGUCUGAUGGUGGACGACUGUAUGAAAUUCCUAGUAGAUGCUAUGCUUAGUCGAGAAGUUGGAAAAAUUUCAGUUGUGGAAGAUCUAGCAACGGGUGAAGAUCGCGAUAAAGUUGAUAUUUCCAAAGGACCUAAGAAGAAAAAAGGAUGUUGUAAAUAAUACUUAUGUAAAAAACUAUAUCUUAUUUAUCAUAAUGUAAAAGUUCACAACUAAUGCAAAAAUGCAUUUUAUAAUAAAUAUCGUCAUUUUUGUC